Messenger RNA from Paramecium sonneborni, 227 nucleotides. The record is from the annotation of a GenBank genome assembly. Lineage: Eukaryota; Ciliophora; Oligohymenophorea; Peniculida; Parameciidae.
AUGAAGGAAAAUUAUGCAUCCUCUUUGCAACUCAAAACAAUAUACAACUUGAGAAACCAUAAAUCCACAAAUUAGGAACAAAGAAAACUUUGCGGAAGAAUUUUAAUAUAAUAUUUAAUUAAAUUAAUAGGGAAUCAUAAUAUCUGUGUCAAUACUUUUUAAUUGAAUUGGAUAUUGAAUGGUAUUUUUAAAUAUUAUAUUUAGUUCUUAUGUUGAUUACAAUUUGA